Messenger RNA from Knipowitschia caucasica, 3225 nucleotides. The record is from the annotation of a GenBank genome assembly. Lineage: Eukaryota; Metazoa; Chordata; Actinopteri; Gobiiformes; Gobiidae.
AUGAGGACGAAGGGGAGGAACGAGAGCUGCGAGGCUGCGCAGCCGUUUCUGAUCUUCGGCGUGGGCAAAGCGAUCCACAGGAUGGAGCUGGACGGCAGGAGACAGCGCCGCCUGGUGGCCGGAGCAGGAAGUGCCCUGGUCCUGGACUUUGACUACAGGGAGGAGACGCUGUACUGGGCCGACGCUCACUCUGGGGCCAUCUACAAAGCAGCGCUCGGGGCCCACAAACAGAGACUUUUCUCCUCGGACAAACCCGUCUCUGGUUUGGCGUUGGACUGGAUCGGGAAAAGGAUCUUCUGGACGAGCAGUGAGAAGGGAACGCUGCAGAGAGCGGAUCACGACGGGAAGCACCGGGAAACCGUCGUGCGGCGCCUGGUCAAGCCCUCAGACAUCGCCGUCGACCCCAACCAGAGGUUUCUCUUCUGGUUGAGCGGAGAGUCCAGUGUGCAGCGCUCCAAUCUGACCGGACACAUGAGAACAACCAUACUGAAAAGCAGAGAACACCUCAGGGCUCUGUCUGUGGACCAUCAAGACCAGAGACUCUUCUGGGUCCAGUCCAACCACCAGGACCAGAGCGUGAUCGGCUCCUGCGGCUACAGCGGCGAGGUGCUCCACGUCAGCGACCAGCCACUGGGUUCCUUCUCUUCAGGAAUCUCCAUCGUUUCCAGUGACCUGUUCUUCACGGACUCAGAAAGACGAGGAGUGAAGCGAGUGGAUAAAUACGGAGGAGAAGUUUAUAAAGUCAACAGGAAAAGUUUCUCCAAACCUUUGGUCGGGAUCAGAGUGGUUCAGAAACAGCCUCUGAGAGACACGGCUCCGGGCUCAGGCUGUGACAGACGCAGUGGGGACUGUGUGAAUGUGUGUGGUCCGACUGAGGACCAGGUCUGUGUCUGCAGCCCGGGGUUCUCUCUCAGUAAACAUGGAGACUACUGUGAAGAUGUAAACGAGUGCGCUCUCUGGAACCACGGCUGUUCUCUCGGUUGUGAGAACGUUCCAGGAUCUUACUUCUGCACCUGCCCCAGAGGCUACACCCUGCUGCCCGACCGCAAGACCUGCCAGGAGAUGGUGAAGUGUCCCGGAGGUGUUGUCUGUGGCAGUGGUUGUGUAGCGGUGGAAGGCAGACUGCAGUGUGUGUGUCCUCCAGGGUCAGUGCUGCAGGAGGACGCACAAACCUGCUCCGGAUGUUCGUCGUCAGACCGAGGCGGCUGCAGUCAGCUCUGUGUCUCUCUGAACUCCAGCUCUGACUCUGGGCAGUGGGAGUGCGGCUGUGCUCCUGGGUACCAGCUGCAGCCGGACGGGAGGCGCUGCACGGCACCAGGUCCUCCUCCUCUGCUGCUGGUGUCGUCUCUGGUCGACAUCCGGACGCUUCGCACUGAUGGUUCAGAGGAGCAGGUCCUGGUCUCUGAGUCCACGGGGAGGAUCUCAGCCCUGGACUACGACCCGGUCCAGAAGCAGGUGUACUAUGUGAGCUGGAGCCGCAGGACCAUAGAGAGAGUGAGUUUGGAGACGCACCAUCGUCACGUUGUGCUGUCGCUGGUCCAGGCUCAUGGUCUGAGCAUAGACUGGAUCCACCGCACCCUCUACUGGACAGACCAGAGCCGCUCGACGAUAGAGCGCAGUUCUCUGAGUGGACUGAGGAGAGAAACCCUGGUCAGAGACGGAGUUCACAAACCACAGGCUGUGGCCGUUCACCCUUCAGUCAAUCGUGUGUUCUGGACCGACGUGGGCCCGGUCCCCGCGGUCCUGGCCUCCUCUCUGGACGGGCAGGACCAUGUGGUGGUGGCGGACACAGACCUGGUGUCUCCGUGUGCUCUGUGUGUGGACUUCAGCUCAGACAGACUGUGGUGGAGCGACAGCAGCACAGGCCAAGUCCACAGCUCUGAGCUGGACGGGACGCUGAGGAGACGCCUGCCUCUGACGCAUGUAGCUCCAGUCUUCGGUCUGGCUGUGUGGGAGGACACACUGUGGCUGUCGGACCACCAGCAGCUGACCAGCGUGGACACUCGCACAGGGGACCAGGUGAGCCGCCUCCAGACCCACAUGGUCCGACCGGCUCACAUGGUCCUGCUGCAUCCACUCGCCAAACCAGAGGCCAACAUGUGUCUGGACCAUAACGGAGGCUGUGACCAUGUGUGUGAGAGCAGACUGGGACAGGUCCACUGCUCCUGUCUCCCUCACUAUACUCUGUCUGCAGACGCCACGCACUGCCACCAGGGGGAGCCACCCUCUGCAGACAACAACAAAACAGACAAAGAAGAAAUCACACAAACUACGACAGAGGCAGUGGUGACGGAGACCUCUGACCCCACGUCCGCUCUGACGGACAAGAUGGCGGCAGUGUGUGUGGACAGCAGGGGGCAGUGUCUGCGUCUGUGGACAGGGACUCACGUGUUCAGAGGUGGCGACAGAGAGGGAGACAGAGAGCCCAGAGGGAGCCCAGAGGAGACGGAGAAGGAGACAGAGAGAGAGACAGAGAGGAGCACAGAGGAGACGGAGAGGGAGACAGAGAGAGAGACAGAGAGGAGCACAGAGGAGACGGAGAAGGAGACAGAGAGAGAGACAGAGAGGAGCACAGAGGAGACGGAGAGGGAGACAGAGAGGAGCACAGAGAGGGCCACAGAGAGGGCCACAGUGAGCCCAGAGGUGGAUAACGUAACGACGGUGGAGAAGUGUCCGUCCAGCCACGACUCGUACUGUCUGUACCAGGGAGUCUGCUUCUACUUCCCCGACAUGAAGUCCUACGCCUGCAACUGUGUGUCUGGCUUCAUGGGAGAGCGGUGUCAGUUCAGUGACCUAGAGUGGAUGGAGCAGCAGCAGCAGCAGAAGAAGAAGAAGAACGUGACCAUAGCGGUCUGCGUUGUGACCCUCGUCUCCCUGAUCUCCAUCGCUGCCUGCGUCACCUACUGCUACGGAAAUCGGAGGUUGUUUAGAAAAUGUGCAGACGACAGCGUGAGUGAGAGCAGCGCGACGACGGAGACGGACUCUUCCAGCCUUCCACCGUUUUCCGUGAAGACCGAGCUGCCGCCGGUGUGGAGCUGCCCCAGACGAGCUGCGUGUCCGUCCUGCUCCUCAGAACCAGGCGAUCCGGGAAAUUCUGAACCGUCGGCCAAUCACAACAGAGGCUACGAGUGCUCGAUGUUCCAUGUUGUCGCCACGGAGACAGACCCGCCUCCCACCUGUCCGUCAAGUCCAAUGUCCUUCACCACAUUCAAACCUCAGCACUGA